Messenger RNA from Actinia tenebrosa (Australian red waratah sea anemone), 5420 nucleotides. RefSeq names its product von Willebrand factor D and EGF domain-containing protein. Gene Ontology annotation, molecular function: signaling receptor binding; calcium ion binding. The record is from RefSeq and is a predicted model, not a curated record. NCBI's taxonomy places the organism in Eukaryota, Metazoa, Cnidaria, Anthozoa, Actiniaria, Actiniidae. Gene Ontology annotation, cellular component: extracellular region; cell surface. Gene Ontology annotation, biological process: anatomical structure development.
ACUUGAUUUCAACUUCGCAGUGCGCAGCAAAAAUGGCUCCAGUACAGACGCUUUUGUUCUUGAGUUUGUUUCUCUUGAUACCUACUUUUACCACUUGUGUUACAGACCCUUGUAAUAAUUACCAGUCGAUUAAUAAUCCAUAUCGUAGUCAAAAGUACAAAGUUUCCCCAGGAGAAUAUUUUCUUUGUGAUAACAAGCUAAAACAAGGAUGGUACAGAUUCACUAGUAUCGUUGGAGGGAAGAUGCCGACGACAAAACCACAGCCAUACCACUGUGGUACAAUAGCACCAAUAUGGAUGCGAGGAACCCAUCCUACAUCUAAAGACCAAGUAGCCAAUGUCACAGCCUGUACUAACUUUCACAACAGACGCGGUGGGUGUUCAUGGCCUACACUGAUUUCUGUCAAAAACUGCGGGGAUUUCUUUGUUUAUGAGUUAGGACCAAGUCGUGGUUGCUCUAUGGCGUAUUGUGCAGGAGAUCUAAUGCCUUGCUCAAAAGGACAUAUAGGAAUCGCCCCAAAUUGUACAGUAUCGAUCAUUACUCCUUUUCCGUAUCGCCUCGUGCCAACACCAAACAUUACUUAUAUGGACAACACUGAAAACCCGUACGUGACAAUGCUGUGCAAGUUCGAGUUCCCUCUCUGGAAAAACGUUUCAUUUCACGUCCAAUGGUUCACUGAUGGAUACACUACUAAGAACCAUACCAUUUGUAAGGAUCAAGAUCCAAAACAAGAAGGUCAAGCUUGUAGUCUGAGACACAGUGAACUCACUUCAGACCCUCAGGUUGGACAGUUGUUCCAGGCAGGACACCGUGUACGAUGUCGACUUCGAAUGAAGUACACGACCAACACAGAAAACAAAUGGACAACGCUAUGGCGAGAUAGCAAUAAGUACUAUGUUGGUAUUGAGGUUAAUCCCACUCAUCUCAUAGUAAAAGAAUGUGAACCAGACAAGAGUGUAACUGUCACAUUCCGUCCAACCGUUCCUGUUGUACCUGACAGAUUUAGCGUUUCAAAAUAUGUACCAGUUAGGAUUUAUGUACCAGAGCAAUACAAGGGAAAGAAUAGGCAAAGUGCCGUGGAUAGCUGUGUUCUUCAACUGAAAACCGAAGACAUGAAACUUGGCAAAAAACUCAAGAUUAAAGGAAUUUGUGACAAUCAAAAUGAACCUGUUACAACACUGGACUAUCAUUUUGCAAUAAAAGAUAAUCAUCCAUUUUGGGGGUAUUAUAGAAUACCAUCAGUAAGGGUCACAAUCGAAAAUACUGAUCAAAAUCAAUGUUCAGCAACAGGAGAUCYACAUUACUUGACAUUUGAUAAGAGGUACUACGACUUCUACCAACCAGGAGAUUACGUUCUUUAUAGCAACACAAGACGAAACUUUGAGAUACACACACGGCUAUGGACAUGCUGGAGUGUUACUUGUAACUGUGGGGUAGCAAUACGUGAAGGAAAUGACGUCAUUGUCAUAUCUGCCUGUAAUAAAAACCUUCAGUAUAACCAGCCGACUCUGCUCAGAGCAAAUGUACGUAGUAGUGGACAAUUGGCCCGCGGAACGCACAUUUACAAGCAUGUAAAUGGUGGUACUAUAACACAUACCGUUAUUCUUCCAUCUGGUGCACGUGUAAAAGCGGUACGUUAUUCAUGGGGUUUGAACCUGUUUCUUGAUGCGCCAAAACGCGAUGCAGCUCAUACGAGUGGUCUGUGUGGUGAUUUCAACGGAAAUCCAAACGAUGACUUCGAUAAAGGAGGAGACAAACAAGCUCAUGGGAACGACGCAACGUCUUUUGCUAACAGCUGGAGAGUGACUCCAGAUAAAAGUUAUUUCGAAGUUUUGCCUCCAAGAAAAAACGUUGUGGACAGGGGUAGAUCUUGUUUCUGUCCAACAGAAAAGACACAAGACAUGAUUGCGAAAUGCAAAGACAAUGCAAAUCGUUUCGUAGCGUUUGGUCCGGAUCCUGGAGAAGACAUCGUUCCAAUAAUCCAAGGRAAUCGCAAGAGGUCUAUACAAGGCAAACUGUACACAGAUGAUAUUAUGGAUACUGAGGAACGUAGUUUCUUUGUGGAUGAGAAUGAUGCAAUGGAGGCAGUAACGCGCAUGCGCGUCAGAAGAGAUGUCAGCGGUCAGUUUCCUAAAGAAAAUGCAACACAGUACUGYAAAAGUAUUAUUGAGGAAUCGACAGCUGGAAAGACGUGUAGUCAAGUGCCUGGAUUCAACUUAACUACCGCGAUGGAACAAUGUAUCGUUGACUUGGAGAUAACCGGUGACACGAAGUUCGCUGGCUCAGCCUUUGAUGCCAUGAAAGAAGGAUGCGAAGAAGUGGCUUUAAAGAACAUCUCCCUGUUCACAGAAGACGAAGACGGUGAAUUGAAACCACCCGCUGAAAUUGGAGAUAAUCUGUGUCCAAAUGAUUGUAGUAACCAUGGUAAUUGUACAAACAGAACGUGCAUCUGUGAGGAAGGAUAUACGGCAGCUGAUUGCUCUAUGGCUGCUAAUGCUGUUCCUCAAUUGUUAGGUAUAUAUGACGGUGGGUUGUGCGACAUUCGCAUAAGACCCUGUAAAAAGACAGACAUAUUUGGCGAAGAUUUCAUUCACUCAGAAAACCUUACUUGUCACGCCCAGGAAUUCAAGGUUGUACCAAGUGGUUGGAAACCUAAGCCAUAUCCUCAGAAAUUUCCUGGUAAGAUGAUUGACAUCUACGGUGUGAGAUGUAAUCUUCCAGAUCCUCCGACAAAACUUGAUGAUUAUGACCACCAGGGGACCCCUGCAGGGGGGCUUUGGAUUUCAGUUUCUAACGACGGCGAGCACAAGAGUCAGCGGCAGAUGAGGUUCAUCACUUACGAUUCUGUUUGUUUGACAUGCAACAAAACAGGCAACUGUACUUUGAAAGACAACUCCUGUUUGAUUAAUGGACAUUGUUUUGCCGUUGGUCAACCUAACCCACGUGACUGGUGCCAGCAAUGCAUGCCGGGAGAAAGUCAGUCUUUAUGGACCAGAAGAAAGGUAAAUCAUGCACCAAAGUUCGCUGCAAAUCAGUCUACUCGAUGGGCCAUCAAUGGAGAGUACCUUCCAUUGCAGUUGAAGGCAACAGACCCUGAUAACCGUCCUGUUAUAUUCUCUCUAAUAAGUUCCACUGCUACUGGUURUACAUUCAGUCCUACUGGUCUGUUGACAUGGAACGUGUCGUCACAAAAUAACCAACAGUUUGUAUUCAAAGUCACUGACGAGUGUAACGCUACUGAUACCAUAACCAUCACUAUGCGUAUCGUUGUUUGUCCUUGUCAAAAUGAAGGCAAAUGCUUACCCCACCCCUACUACCCACGGGGGUCUGGUCAGUACUAUUGUGCCUGUCCUCGAGGGUUUACUGGGGACCGAUGYGAGACAAAUAUUGACGACUGCGUGGGAAUGAAUUGUGGAAACGGUACCUGUGUGGACGGGGUGAAUAAUUAUACGUGUCGCUGUGAUGUUGGUUUUACGGGUUUCCUGUGUGAUCAACGACUGACUCGCUGCACCAAUCAGACGUGUUUCCCUGGUGUCACGUGUACAGAGAUKUCUGGUAGAGUAUCCUGUGGAUCUUGUCCUGUGGGAUUCUCUGGGGAUGGGAAAACAUGUGUAGCUCCGUCAACAACUGGACUACCAACCACUACACACGCUCCAACUACUACAGAAAAACCUACUACUCCCAGUACCAAACCAACCACACAAUCGAUUCAAACCACCAGCAAACCCAGCACUAAACAAGCUCCAACAAGUACAGAGCAGCAAAGCACAACAGAUACAACCACUGCAGAAGCUGAGAGUACGACAACAGAAUCAAUUGUCACAUCGACCAAACAAUCUACCACCGAACAAGGUGAGACUACUUCACCGGUUGAGGAGACUACAUCGACUGAAGCAAGAGAGACUACGACGACAGAGCAACCAGCACCAACGACCGCGCACRAAGAAGAAUAUGUAAUAAGGGCUGAAAUACGUUUAAUGAUCGAAUGGAAAGAAGACUUUAAGGACAAAGAAAGCGCAGCAUUUGGUCAUCUUGCCGAUCGUCUCGCGAAGGAGAUUCGCGACUCGUUUACAAAGUCUAACAAAGGCGAAGAACUGGAUAAAGUGAUCAUCAUUUCUCUGAGAUCUGGAAGUGUAGUYGCAGAGUUCAAACUUGUUUUUAAAAAGAAACAAAAAGAUCCCUUGGRGCCACUUAAAGGAAGUGUACAGAAUGGAAAACUGGGAAACUGGACUGUGGAUCCUGUAUCACUGAAACAGAUCCAAGAAAACGAGGAGCCUUCGAGUGGAAAAGACCAUACGAUYCUGAUCGUAUUAGUCGUGAUAGGAAUCAUUGCCAUACUGGUAAUAGCUGCACUUGUCAUAAAGUUCGGCAGGAACCGCGACAGAUAUCAGCUGAAGAGACGCGUAUCACAUAUGGAACCGGAAACAAGGUCGACUGACAAUCACCUUGAAAAUGAACCCGAGAGGUACGAGAUGCAAGAAGCAUGGAAAAAUGGCCAGAAGAAGGAAAAUGAUUAUGUGAUGACUUUGUCAGCUAAAGAGAACCCUGGCUUCGACCAGAAGUAGUGAUUUGUAAUUGAGAUGUGGACCAUAAAUAAUUUGAUUUCAGUUUUGYAGGUUUAGAAAUCGCGUGCACGGUCGUUGACUACGAAAACGUGUGCGUGUGCGUGUAGAGUGGAAUAUAAGRCGUGUGGUAACGAGUCUAAGCUAUAGACUCGGCUCUACCAAAUACAUCUACCCACAUCAAAAAUAAAAUAAAGAAAUGUAAUGUGUCUCCAAYGCUAAGAAAGAUUGUUAAUAUUAGUUAAUAUUAUCAUAUUAUUAGUUUUAUAAUCUACAAUAUACUCUGUAUUUACGUUCAUCAGCGUUACAAAAAAUUUAGUUGGAAACUAGAAUCCUAGCUAGUAUUGAAGGAAUAGAAAACGCGCGCGCUUGCUGUGCGCAGUUAUAAAGCACGCGGCCGGGGGUUGGCAGAACACGAGAGAAGUGUCAGGAGUGGAGAAGCACGACACUACGCGUCGUGCUUAUGAACACUUCUCGAGUGUUCUGCCCAUCCCCAAGUGCUUUAUAACUGCACACAACACAGCAAUGAAGUUUUUUUUUCUUUUAUAAUAAUUACAAUAACCGUUAUUUUAGAUAGGAAUGACGCAACGAAAAGAGCCCGCGCGUGCAAUGUGCUCUCAUAAAGCACGCGCUGCAAACCAACCAGAACGCGACAUUCAUAACAGUUAUUUUAUAAAAAAUGAUACUGAGAAAGAGUAUAACUGAAGCUGUACGAUUAUAUAUGUACUGUAAGGUCGACUAAUAAGAUUAUCCUGUAGACUUUAUAAUGCAAUUAUUUUCAUACUUUAUKUACUAACGUAUGUGUGUAAAAGUUUUUUUAGACUUAGUGGCGAGAAUAAAAUAAGUGGUUCAAUAACU